This is a messenger RNA of Lathyrus sativus (Indian pea), 1572 nucleotides long. NCBI's taxonomy places the organism in Eukaryota, Viridiplantae, Streptophyta, Magnoliopsida, Fabales, Fabaceae. The record is from the annotation of a GenBank genome assembly.
AUGGGCAAUUGUUGCUCAGGUGGCACUGAUGAUCCUGAGGAUAAGGGAGAAACUGAUCAACAAAACAACAACAAUGCAAAUGCAAAUGGAGAUUCUGCUACAACGCCGCCGUCUUCUAAACCUUCUCCGCCUUCUAAAUCAUCGAAACCGGCCGCGAUGGGACCGGUUCUCGGAAGGCCAAUGGAAGAUGUCAAAAGCACUUAUACCAUUGGGAAGGAACUAGGGAGAGGACAAUUUGGUGUAACGCAUUUGUGCACACAUAAAACCACAGGAAAACAAUAUGCUUGCAAAACAAUAGCCAAGAGAAAGCUUGUUAACAAAGAAGACAUUGAAGAUGUUAGGAGGGAGGUUCAAAUCAUGCAUCAUCUCACUGGGCAGCCUAACAUUGUCGAACUUGUCGGCGCUUUCGAAGAUAAACAAUCUGUUCAUUUGGUUAUGGAGUUGUGCGCGGGAGGUGAACUUUUCGAUCGAAUCAUCGCGAAAGGUCAUUACACCGAACGCGCUGCGGCUUCCUUGUUGAGAACCAUUGUUCAGAUUGUUCAUACUUGUCAUUCCAUGGGUGUUAUACAUAGAGAUCUUAAGCCUGAGAAUUUCCUUUUGUUGAACAAGGACGAGACAUCGCCUCUCCAAGCUACCGAUUUCGGUUUAUCCGUCUUUUACAAGCAAGGAGAAGUGUUUAAAGAUAUUGUCGGUAGCGCGUAUUACAUUGCGCCGGAGGUUUUGAAGAGGAAAUACGGACCAGAAGUAGACAUUUGGAGCGUUGGUGUGAUGUUAUACAUUCUUCUAUGUGGUGUUCCACCAUUUUGGGCAGAAUCUGAAAAUGGUAUAUUCAAUGCCAUCCUCAAAGGCCAUGUCGACUUUUCGAGCGAUCCAUGGCCUUCCAUUUCGCCACCAGCAAAAGAUCUUGUAAGGAAAAUGUUGAACUCGGAUCCUAAGCAGAGGCUAACAGCACAUGAAGUUUUGAAUCAUCCAUGGAUCAAGGAAGACGGAGAAGCACCGGAUACACCUCUUGACAAUGCUGUGCUGAAUAGACUCAAACAGUUUAGAGCAAUGAACCAAUUCAAGAAAGUUGCGCUAAAGGUUAUUGCUAGCUGCUUAUCGGAGGAAGAAAUCAUGGGAUUGAAGCAGAUGUUUAAGGGUAUGGACACCGACAACAGCGGAACCAUUACGAUUGAAGAGCUAAAACAAGGGCUUGCAAAACAAGGAACUAGGCUGUCAGAACAAGAAGUUAAGCAAUUAAUGGAAGCUGCAGAUGCUGAUGGCAAUGGAAUUAUAGAUUAUGACGAGUUCAUCACAGCAACGAUGCACAUGAACCGAUUGAACAGAGAAGAACAUGUUUAUACUGCAUUCCAAUACUUCGAUAAAGAUAACAGCGGAUACAUUACCAUUGAAGAACUAGAGCAAGCUCUACAUGAGUAUAACAUGCAUGAUGGGAGGGAUAUAAAGGAAAUCAUUUCAGAAGUUGAUGCAGAUAAUGAUGGUCGGAUUAACUAUGACGAGUUUGUUGCUAUGAUGAGCAAAGGAAACCCGGAAACAAAUACCAAGAAGAGGCGUGAUUCAACCUUGUAUUAG